Molecule: messenger RNA, 5133 nt
Organism: Ornithodoros turicata
Lineage: Eukaryota; Metazoa; Arthropoda; Arachnida; Ixodida; Argasidae
Product: RUN domain-containing protein 1-like
Exons: 17
Coding region: 194-1912 (572 amino acids)
Source: RefSeq, a predicted model, not a curated record
AAUAAAUAAACAAUAACAAAAUAGCGUAUUGCCGGAGUGAGAAACAUCUGUGAGGAAGCUCUGACAUUGAAAGACUAUCCAAAACCACGAUUUGUUGCACAAUUUCAAGUUCGACAAGGAACCUUCAGUAGCAAAGAUACGGAGAGUUUGAAAAACGCGACUAUCGAAAUUGUACCAGCCGAAUAGAUUAUCCAUGAGUAUGGAACAAGUCUUGAGUCACGACGAAGGUGACUGCGACAGCCCAGAUGAGGAAACACCAUUGGAACGCUGGGCUCCCGUUGGAUCGAGCGAGAUCGAUGAUCCACCAAACAACGACACCUGGGACGAUGACGAUCAGUGUGGGCUGAGUGAGUUUGAACGUCUACGGCACCUAGAAGAAGAACAAGAGCAGCUCAACUCGUCUUUGUACGCGCUAACUACACAUUUUGCUCAGGUUCAAUUUCGGCUCAAGCAAAUAGUUGAUGCAUCACCCGAGGAAAAAGAGGUUCUUCUGAAAGAACUGGAGGAGUUUGCAUUCCGUGGAGUUCCAGACUUGCGCACCUGCCAAACAAGUGUUGGACUGCUGCUUUCUGAGACAGAGCAAGAGCAAGAAGAGAAGCUUGAACAACAGAGACAAAAGCAGAAAGAGCUGAUUGACCAACUCAAGGGUCAGUUGGAAGACCUCGAAAAAUAUGCAUACGAGACAGGAGAGGCAGGUUUGCCAUCAAGCAUGCUCCUAGAGCGACAGUCGGUCGUAAUAGAACAUCUGAAAGAAAAACUUCCACUGAAUCUGGAUGAGCUUGAUUCUCUGGACGCGGACGACCUUCGGCGGCACAUCGACCGAGCGAUCCGAGAGAUGGUGAAUCCGGUGAAGAUGAAAGAGCAGUUGGUGUCUCAGCUCAAGACCCAGGUUUCAGACUUGGAGCGCUUCAUUCAAUUCAUUCAAGGAGAAGGAUCUGAUGGCAAACCCAGGUGCACUUGCAAUUGCCCAGUACAUGGCAAGGCCAGUCCAGUGGCAUCCGAAUCGUCAUCUGAAUGCUACACACGCACACGCUCGUACAAGGAACAGCUGAGACGUGCUCACAAAGAAAGCCAGGAAACCCAGCACCGAAUCCUGCGACGCAUGCUCACCCUGCUGCAGAUGUUCGCCUUCGCCCAGUUUGGUUGCGGGAAACAGAAUUUCCAAAAGAACCUCAUGAAGAAGACCCCAAAAGGGAACCAUUGGGGAGACAUGCGGGCCAAACUUGAAGUGGCUGUGAACCAAGUACUGGCCCUGGCUGCAAAGCAGGAACCUCAAUGUGUCGACAGUGAUUAUACUAGUGACUCUGAAGAUAGCCCUAUUGUGCUCUGCAAUGAGAAGCUAACCACAGCCGUCAGGAAAGACCUUGCUGCGGCCCUGAGGGACCUUAUUCAGCACGGCCUUAUGCAGGUGGGCCAGAGCACCAGUAUUGUACCGCUAGGGUGUUUUGUUCUACGAUCUGCGAGUGUUCCAUCGUUGCUGCAUGCCUGGGAUCUAAUACUCAAGUACUACGAAAUCAAAAAUGGAAUCCAGUACAAUGCAUCACCAGCAAGAAAGCUGUCCGAAAGCUUCAACCUCGAUUUGGCAGGGGGGACAAUUGUCACACCAAAACAGACACUACUGGGAGCCAUUCAUAACAUAAUCUGCAGCCACACGCCACUGAAAAGAAGCUACGAUUCACAUUUCAAAGCUUUUGUUUGUGCAGCACUCAAUGAGAAGAAGUUGGUGCAGUGGCUACGUCUCAUGUUCAAGAGCAAGGGGCUUGUGGAACAUUAUUACAUGCCAUGGAGUUACGUACGAAAAACAGGGUUUGAAGAUGCGCUCCAUUCACUGGAUCGCCUGACACAUUUUGACUUUGACUUGCCCGUGGAUCUAGCUAUCAGACAGUUACAGAACAUCAAGGAUGCUUUUUGAACAUGGUUCAGGAAUUACCCGUGCUCAGCUAGGCCCUGUGUCGCAAGAUUCUAUCAAAGGCCUUCAAACGUUGCCAAAAGACACGGUGAAUUGGACUGACUGGAUGUUGUCCAAGCCAUGGGGCCAUAUUGUGGACCCAGUGUGCCGCAGGGAAUGGUUACAAUGAAUUGCUUUAGGUUUAGGUUUUUAUGUCUGAUAGGCACCAGCGUAGUCUACUUUGGGCAGGAAUUACCGGCCAUUACACUGAUUAGUUUUUGAUACCGGUGUUACAGAUUUAUUUAUCCGCAUAAGUGACACACUGUUUUUACCCGAAUUACGAAAAUUAGAUCGUAACACUCGAGCGCCACUCAACAGCCGAUAUAUUCCGAAACAUACAAGUCAGUUCAAAACAUAAGGAGACAAAAUAUUACCCACAUACGUGACGUACUGUUUUUACCCGAAUUACGAAAAUUACAUCGUAACACUCAUGCGCCACUCAACAGCCGAUAUAUUCCGAAGCAUACAAGUCAGUUAAAAACAUAAGGAGACAAAAUAUUACCCACAUACGUGACGCACUGUUUUUACCCGAAUUACGAAAAUUAGAUCGUAACACUCGAGUGCCACUCAACAGCCGAUAUAUUCCGAAGCAUACGAGUCAGACAAAAUAUUACCUGCACUUGGGCGACCAGGUUGGGGGUGCGUUCGUUAUGCAAGUGUGUACAUACGGUAGUUUUUUUUACGUAGAACUUGCUAAUUCUUUUAGUCGUUUUUACGUUGCUGCAAAGUAUUAGCUUCUGCUAACUAUUGGCCCUCAUACUUCAAGGCAUAUCAGGGGUUCGGUUUCCAAUGGUUUUUUAUUUUUUUAAAACACUACAAAUACCUGAUGUGCAGGUAUAACCUUAUCAAACUAGCCGCAUGUGAAAUUGUGUAUCUCGACCUUAAUCCACUUUCAGCAGUGUUGGCUGUGGUCAUGUUUAUGGCGGACCAGAUCGAAGGUACCGUCUGUCGGGCAGCUAGUUUGUUAACAAUGCUUACGUUGUUAAUAUCGCUUUCCAUCUUUGUUUUAACACAUUUUGUCAGCAUAUUAGUUUCAGUCCUGAAGUAGCAGAACGUAUAAGGAAUGUUUCGAAGAUCUGUAAAAGUUCUGAUGUUUAUGCUGUUUAUGCUGAUGUUUAUGCUAUGCUUAUCAGCUGUUUCCAGUACCAUUCCCUGAUUUCCCAUGUGAGUUUAACUUGCAAGCAACUCUGUGAGAGAUGUUUCAAUUCCAGCACAUGUGUUCAUCACGUUCAUGAAAUACCUAAUGCAUGUAGUUACGUACCAGUGGAACUUUCAUCAGUAUUGUAUCGCGUAAUCCAUAAUCAAUCUAAUCAAUAAUGAUGCUCACCCAGUGUAUUGCACCCCAGAAAAUAUGACUGAUAAGAAGUGAUUUGCUUGGAAGUGCUUGCUAGAAGGAAAUGCUCAUUAAGGAAAAUGAACUCUGAACUGUUUUCGAAGGAGUAUUUCUGCAGCGCUGAGGAUGAGUGCAAAGCUACUAUGAAAUACAUUACAUGGGAUUUUUACUAACGGUUAUCUCGACGUGAUUGUUAGUAGGGACGUUUCAAACUGUAUACCGUACAGACUUGUGCGCAGGCCGCACCAGUUUACGGGAACAGGUUGGAGGUUAGGUGUUCAUGUGGGGCACGGUGUUGGCCGUGAGAUGGCGCUGAUUACUUGUACACGCGGGCUGGAAACUUACUUUAUGCGAGAAGCAUAUAUGAUUGAGAAGAAGACAUAAUUACUAAAUCAAGUUUUAUGCCUAACUGUUCGAACCCCUACCUGUUUGAAGGGGGGGGGGGGGGGCACUCGUUGCUUUUUUUGCGCAUGAACUGCACCUGCAUCAAAUGCAAUAUGGCAAUUUCAGAUAAAGGUCAUCCUUGAGAAGCAUUCUACACCGAGAGCUCCAGAUUUUGGGGGAAUGUUGCCGUAGUCCCUUUAAAGACGUAUGCGAGUUCCUUUUUUUUUUUUUUUUUACUCCCUUCCGACGGGCAUGAAAGAAGUCCACAUGCCUUAAAAGUGCUGUGGAGAUGUUCGCAUGUCAUACUGUUUUAAGUUGUCAAACUUGCAUAUUGAAACUACAUUCCAAGUUGAUACCUUAUAGACAUCAUGUGCAUCCCAGAGUUCUGUGUUCGGUCAUAGCAUCGAGCUGACAAGACACGUCUGCCAAAUGUCUGGUUGUACACAGUACACAGUCCCAACCAGUUUUGACUUUCAUAUUUUGGUCUCUAUCAUGCUUCUAACUGUUCACAUGGAACUCUACAUGAGAGUUAUCAAACACAAUUGGUUGGUGAGAAAUUAGUUCAUGUCAGCAUUUCGAGUUUGUAUGUAGCUUUCAACACACGUGUUAAGUGAACCAACUUGCAUACGUGAGAAAAGUGUAUGAUGAAGCACUUAACUGUUACUUUCAAACAUUUCUGUAUGAAUCAUGUUUGCAUCUUGUGCAGCUACCUUCUUUGGGCAGAAACAUGGACAGGGAUAAUCAUAAAUCACGUACGUAUGACCUUAUGAAUGGGUAGGGGGUGUUCAAAUGUAAGAAUAUUUGCAACAUGUAAAUGUGUCAUACAACCACUUCGACAAGCCCCCAACUAAGGAAUACUUCUGCGGAAAACGAUGUGUUACUGCUCAUACAUUGCAAAUGUGAAAUAUGUUGCCAGAGUAAUAUUCAUUUCCUACUUAUGUGGUUCCUCUUCUUUUGUGCUACUUGCUUUAUAGGUUGUAUCACAUCCCUUCAUCAUAAGAUAGUUGUAUAACAUUAUUUUAUGUUGCACAUGUUGUUGAUUUCUACAAGUUCGAGCCGUGUUUGUUUUAUAAUAGUGUUGAAGUUGUGAUAUGGCAUUUCUGUCUAGUCCUUUUUGUUCUUAUUGCAUUUUAAUAUUACCUGACAUGAUUGUUGCAUUCGAAGCUUCUAUACAUCAAUGCAAGAAGACAAUGCAUUUCUGUGAAAGAAGUAUAUCUAACGUGGAUCUGAUUUUGCCUGAAUAUCGUGCACGCGCACCUUUUUUUAAGAUGAUCUCCUGCAAUGUGACCCCCAUUCCUUGGAUGCAAAGCAACAUUUAAGAGUUUUCUAUCGUGAAACAAAACAUGUCAAUUGUCUUUGAGUUCACCCUAUGUAAAACACCAGGUUGUUAUUCUGACAUGUCCAGAUAUGAAAUGUGUAAAUACUAUAUUAACAUUUGAGAUGUAUUAAAACACUACUUUAUGAUGUU